ACGGUUGCUCAAAGGCUCACGUAACUCAGUUAUUUUGCGUAAAUAUGGCGGCGUAUGUACCGAUAUUUCGCAGACGCGAACGUCUUCCUCGAGUUUAUAAGAAAAGAAUCAUCCCAAUUGAUGAAUUAAGAGAUUCGGAAAUCGUCGAACGAUAUAGACUCACACGUGAAGCGAUAAUAUAUGUGCACAAUUUGAUCAAACACGAUGUAUCGGCAUUCACUGAGCGCAACCAUGCGUUGGAUUCGAUGACGAAGGUGCUAGUUACUUUGAGAUACCUUGCGAAAGGCGAUUUCUACAGUGAAGUCGGGGAUCUACAUGGGAUCAGCAGGAGUUCUGUGUCGAGAUCGAUUACUGUGGCUGGGAAAAAUUCCAAAUGUUAUUGGUGCUGUUGAUGGAACCUUAAUACCCAUAAUUGCACCAAGUGAGGCGGAGGAGGUGUAUGUAUGCCGGAAGGGCUACCAUGCUAUAAAUGUUCAAGCGGUCGUGGACCAUGAAAUGAGAUUCACUGAUGUUGUUGCCCAAUGGCCAGGUUCAGUUCAUGACAGCACAAUCAUGGAAAACUGUGCCUUGAAGCAGUGGCUGACAACUACUAACAACAACUGGCUGUUGGGCGACAGUGGUUAUGGUUUAAAACCGUAUCUACUAACACCAAUUGGUACACCAAGUACACCAUCAGAGGUUCUUUACAACAAUGCCCAUGUUAAAACCAGACUAGUGGUGGAGAGGGCAUUUGGGAUAUUGAAAUCCAGGUUUAGAUGUUUACACAAAAGUGGAGGAUGCCUCUUAGUUAAGCCCUCAAAAGCUGCACAAAUUGUAAGUGUAUGUAUGAGAUUACAUAAUCUGUGCAAGGAAAUGAAUGUUCCAGCCCCACUUGUCUUGGAGGAUGACGACCAUGACGAACAGCUGUUUGAUGGGCCACUUAAUGGCAAUGGCGUGCAAACGCGGCAAAGUGUAGUCAAUUUAUUUUAAAACUUAAUGAAGUUGAUGAAACAGCUCAGUGAGUCAGUGAGUCAUGUAUUAACAAGAACAAUGUAUAACUAAACCAUAAAACAUCAUAUCCAAUGGAUCUGUUACACGUUUUAAUACAAAAUGUGAUUUUAUGUAUUGAAUAUUUGAACUAUGUAUUUGUAAUAUGUCAAUGGGCUAAUUAACGCUUGAUUGGUCAUUGUCGGCUCGGGUACUACUUACAUGUACCCCGUGUACUCUUAAGUAUACUUACAUGUACCCCGGGUACGGUAAAUAUACUAAAACGUACCCGGGAAAUUUAAAGCUUAAUCGGUCGUGGUCGGCUUUUUUUUAAAUUAAAUAUAUUCACAUUUAUGUUAAAUUUCUGUAAAAUGGCCUCUAUAUUAUCGAAACUCAUACUCACAAAGCAUGUUGACGCAGUUUUUAAAAAAAGAGAAGUUUGUUUAAGAUUUUCGGUAGCGCGUUUUACGACAUCGGAUUUAAGGCGGGAAUACAACUCGGGUACAGUCUAAUGUCGACCGGGUACGAUUAAGUAUAUUUACCGUACCCGGGGUACAUGUAAGUAUACUUAAGAGUACCCUGGGUACACGUAAGUAGUAACCGAGGCGACAAUGACCAAUGGAGCCUAAUUAACAUGUACUUGUUCAUAGAUAAGAUAACAAUAGUUUUGUUAAGAAUUGGCAUUUUGAAAAUUCUUUGUUUAAGAUACAUUAAUCAUUCUUCAUUAUUGUAUGAUAGUGAUUUUUAAAUUAAAGUUGUUCACAAUCAUUUUUGCAUUACAUAUGAUGCAUAUGACUAAUCAAACAAAAACAAUAACUAUGCUAAUAUGUAAAGAAUAUAAACUAUUGUUACGGGUUGCAAGAGGCCAAAGUAGUGACAUUGCUUAUAGAGCUGAUAAAGCUAUUUAUGUUAUGCAGCUCAUCUCUAAUGUCUGCCUGAACUUGCAACUGCUGGCGCAUUAUCUCCAGUUUUUGUUCUUUCAAAGCCAGUUUUUGCUCUUCCACAGCCAAAAUUCGCUCUACAUCUGAAAUACAUUCACAAUUUUGUUUGCAUGUAUGUGAUAGCAAUACUUUUAGCUGGACUAAUCACUGAAUAGUUCCAGCUAAAAUAUUUACCUACAUGUUGGUAUCUGACAUACAUGCACAACCUUCAUAUAUUUGUUUUCUACGACAUGUAUUCGAUUGAAAUUACUUACAUGUGUUUCGGGUCAUUGUUAGAGGUCAAUGAUCAAGCUCUAUAAAUCUAACAUGCAAUUUAGCAGAGUUAUUUCAUACUGUGCUAAGAUUAAGAUUUGCAUGUUAAAGCUCGUUCACUCUCAGACAUGAAAACAAGUCAUAACAUGAAGUUUCAUUUAUGACCAGUCUUUUGAGGGUCAAAAUCACUGUUGCUUAAAUUAUAUAUAAAUUUUGUGUUUUAUAAAUUAUAUUAGGAUGAAGCUCUUGAGCUGAAAUUUUGAGUGUAGAUAGGUUACAUGUAUAUCUAGUGAGGGAAUAUAUUUUGGGCAGCAGGGUCACAAUUAAUGUUUACAAACACAAAAUAAGUGUCCAGUCAAUAACUUUACUUUGAAAUUUCUGAGUAGGCAGUUUUUAUGCAGACCUUGAUUAUGGAGUAAAUUAAAUUCAGCUGAAUAAAUUAUUGAACAAUGUGAAAAUAUUAUUUUUUUGAAUUGUAGAAUUUUUCAUUUAUUAAAAAAAAUAUCAAUUAGUUUCUUUCAUAUUUUUAUAGCAACUAAAGAUAUUUACUUUAAAAUUUGUCAUUUUGGUCAUUAUAUUAUUAUACGACUUACAGAAAAAUUGCAUCCUAACACCAAAAUGAAACAAUAAAAUUUAAAUAAAAUAAAUAAUUUUUUGUAAUGACAUAUAGUAUUGUCAGUUUGUUCUUACAUGUUCCACAUCUGUUGUUGUUAUUAUCUCUGCUUGUUUUUCUACCUGCAAUAUAAAUGUGCAGCAUUAGUAUAAGCACUCUAUGUCAAUAUUUAAAUAAUUAUCUGUUCAUGUGUUUGAUUAUAGUGCAAUACAAUGUGUU
Dreissena polymorpha is the source of this 2991-nucleotide messenger RNA. Its product is annotated as putative nuclease HARBI1. Lineage: Eukaryota; Metazoa; Mollusca; Bivalvia; Myida; Dreissenidae. The record is from RefSeq and is a predicted model, not a curated record. The transcript is spliced from 5 exons. Bases 316 to 969 code for a protein of 217 amino acids.